AUGUCGUUGCUUGGAGAAGUGGCAUUAGUCCCUGGUGUAAACGCUGUGUUUCGAGUACUGAUUAAUGGAGGUAGUAGUGAAUUGAUAUGGGAUCGAAAAGAAAAAGGACGAUUUCCGGAAUUACCAGAAUUGAAACAACUCGUUCGUGAUCGAGUUGCACCUGAUAUGAAGCUUGGACAUAGCGAUGUAAAAGUGGUGGAAAAAUAA
This is a messenger RNA of Ambispora leptoticha, 207 nucleotides long. NCBI's taxonomy places the organism in Eukaryota, Fungi, Glomeromycota, Glomeromycetes, Archaeosporales, Ambisporaceae. The record is from the annotation of a GenBank genome assembly.